GCGGUCGUAAAGACAUUGGGUAAGCUUGUGUGUUCACUCUAGUGUAGGGCUGACUGGAGGCUCCGCUUCGAAACAUAAGGCGGACCUUGUGGGACUCGGGGUCUCUGCGGACAGAAGGAGGCAAGGAUCGACUUCGCUCAGGCGUUGUGCAAGGAGGAAUACAGAGAGACUAAAAUGAAGGCGCUUUCGAUGGCAACCCUUUGGGUCACUCUUGUGUUGCUAUGCAUCACAACAAUUCCUGUAUCAGCACAAGACGUGGAGCUUCUAAAGGACAUCAAGAGUGAGCUGCUCAAUAUCCAAGACUCUUUAGAUGAACUGGAAGAUAAAUUCGACACUUUCUACUCUACUACGAUUUCGACAGUCACAACUGUCGAUCCCACGAUACCUACAACCGCAACUGGAUCUACAAUCCCAUCUACGACAACCAUACCAGUGCCUACAUCAACCGCACCAGCGUCUACUACAACCAUACCAGAAUCCACAACCACACCAGCGGCCACAACAACCACACCAGAAUCCACAACCACACCAACGGCCACAACAACCACACCAGAAUCCGCAACAACCACACCAGAAUCCACAACCACACCAACGGCCACAACAACCACACCAGAAUCCACAACCACACCAACGGCCACAACAACCACACCAGAAUCCACAACAACCACACCAGAAUCCACAACCACACCAGCGGCCACAACAACCACACAAGAAUCCACUACGACUGCACCUGAGUCUACUGCAACCACCACCACUGUUGCAUCUGAACUCAAAGUUGAAUCAGGAAGUUUCACCGCCGAUUCCAAAUCUCCCGAACCCAUCUGCGUCCAAGAAAGCGAAGGCGAUCUCUGUAGCCGUCUGAUCAACGUUCUAGACGUCGUCGAAGGGGUGGUAGACGAAAUCAACAAUGGAACCAUCACCGAAAACCAACUGAUACUACUGAAAAAUUCUUCCGCCGAGAUGAAGGAGAUAGUCGACGAAGCAGACGGAAAAUUCUUCAGCAAUCUGAAUGCUGUAGCCUUCAAGAGCGAGACUAAACGCAUUCGGGAUGAAGUUUCCAACGCAAUCGCCGCUGUGGACGACUUGAUCCCGUAUGAAGGUCCCGCCCUGGUCAUCGUGAUGGGGGUUCUCGGUGGGCUGGUCUUUCUCAGCUUCCUUGUCCUCGCUGUUUACAUCGCCAUGCAGAGCAGUCAGCGUAAGAAGAAGGAGCAACAGAGGAAGCUGAACGAGACCAGAAUUCCCGCCGCGUCAUCGGCAGAAGAAGGCAAUGUAAACAAAGGGUUCGUUGAGGAGGAACUCCCGAAGGUUGCCGUUCUACCCAGGUUCGGGCAGCACUCAGGCAACUUUUACCAGGACAGUGCCACCAGGGGCAGCUCCGUUAAGGUAGAUUCGAUGGACAGACGCAAGGAUCGUCGCCCAAGUACCCCUACGAAAAGUCAUUGCGACGACUACGACCCGUAUUCUCUCGAGAGGCGAACCGCCAACAUCAGGAGAGCAGCGGCUCCGGGCGGACUUCGAAGAUACGAUCUGUAGAGCGCCGGUCCGUCGGAGGAUUUCGUAAAUUGGACCAGAAAUCGAACUACAGUGGUUAAGACCUUACUUUUAUUAUUCCGCGAAUGUGCAAAUGAUUUAAAACGCCUAAUCAUCGCUGAUUAAGUUUUUAGGCCUACUUUGUUGCUUAAUUUCCCACUCUCAAAGAAAAAAAAAAGAAAUAUUAAUAGCAUUAUUUUUAUAGAUAUGUCGCUCUUUAAAAUAUGUAAAGCUACCAAUACGAUUAUUUUUUAAGAGAUAUAUUUUAUGCACAUUCCUAUUUAAACAACUUUCAUGAUCAAGUAUAUCGUAUAGCCCUACUCAUAUGCAUUCAGAAUGCAACAGAAAUAUUUUUCAGAUCAGAAUACUUUCAAAUAUAACUAUACAGUUAUAUGUCUGUUCCACGAAUACAGCAUUUUCACGAUUGCCCUGAGAUCGAUCAAAGACAGAUUGUGCCUUUAAUUAACUACAGUGAUAGAUUUAUACUUGCGUUUUUGACAGUUAAGUUAACAAACAGCGUGAGUUUGCGUCUAGACAUUACGAAAAACGUUGGACUUACCCCACCUGUCGAAAGAAAACUGCACGUGUGAGUAUUUAAUGGAUUAGCAAAAGUUCAAAUACAUGAUUUUUGUAUGCA
This is a messenger RNA of Macrobrachium nipponense, 2167 nucleotides long. RefSeq lists its product as uncharacterized. Lineage: Eukaryota; Metazoa; Arthropoda; Malacostraca; Decapoda; Palaemonidae. Bases 175 to 1533 code for a protein of 452 amino acids. The transcript has 5 exons. The record is from RefSeq and is a predicted model, not a curated record.